Mucor mucedo is the source of this 2329-nucleotide messenger RNA. RefSeq lists its product as uncharacterized. Lineage: Eukaryota; Fungi; Mucoromycota; Mucoromycetes; Mucorales; Mucoraceae. Bases 308 to 2299 code for a protein of 663 amino acids. Gene Ontology annotation, molecular function: protein binding. The transcript is spliced from 2 exons. The record is from RefSeq and is a predicted model, not a curated record.
CCAUCAUGUAAAGGUUAUGCAGCUAUAAAUAGACACAGAACUAGUUUAUACUGUUUGCUGCGCCAAAUACUAUAAGAAAUUAAGCAUAUAUGACCCAAUUGACAUUGUUAUUUUCUCUGGUAAUUAAGAAGCGAUACUCAUAGUGAAUAAAACAGCUGAGUUUGUUAUCCAUCGUUGUUUGUUUUGAUCGACGUGACACUGGCUAAGGACUUUGCGAUUUGAAUCUUACCAAAAAGAAAAGGAAAUCCACUUCGUUUUUAGGCUUUCUUUUUCCUAUUCCCUAUCCCUCCCAUACCAUAUCCCAAAAAUGACAUCCCAAAAUACGAAUAGUUCAAAUAUACCUCCGGAAAUACUAAACAAAAUAUGUUGUUAUUUGGAUCGACGCACGAUUUAUGAAUGUACGACCGUUUGUAAAAGUUGGAAGGCGACAACUUGUAGAAUUUUGUAUAAAGGUGUGGUCAUAGAUGGUUUUGGAGUUUAUUGUACAAAAUUGAUAUUGAAAAUACCUCCUCAGGAACGUCAUAGUUUUUUCAGAUACGUUUUCUCAAUUACACGCUUGACGUUAGCUAGGGGUUAUAAAAAAUCAGUUCAUGCCUUCAAUAGUAAGCGAUCCAAAGCUACUCAAUUAAAUAGCUCAGAUAUAAGAUUCAGCAAAAAGGAAAUUAUUGCACUAUUGGAAGCAUUGCCCAACCUGGAGUACCUAGAUAUGAAUGCUGGUACCAAACUGCAAAAAUACCUCAAGUGUAUCCUUAAAACAGACUCCGAAACAUGUUUGACCCGAAUCCAGAAUAUACCUCCUCCAAAUAAAGCUAAAGUAGCCGGACUGCACUUGGCUGUUUGUCACAAGUAUAAUGCAACUAUAACUCGUCUGGAUAUAAUUCAAACUAAAGAGAUAACGAGGUUUUUCCAUUCAUGUGAUAAUCUACUCCUAUAUCUAGGUUACUUUGCAAGAUUAACCCACCUGCGAAUACUUACUACAUUGUUGGUUUGUAAAAUUUCCACAGCAGACAUCGAAUUUGCUUGCCCUUCUUUAAAGGAAUUGGAAUUCUCUUUUGGUGUAUAUUGGAAUGACAGACCAAGUAGGGACCGCUGUCUAAUGCAAACAAUCAGCCACAGUUUUAACAGCAACUUAGAAAUCUUGUCUCUCAGCUGUCCAAUAAUGGGUCCGAGCUAUUUGAAAUAUAUUACAGAAUACACUCCUCUAGUAAAAGCAUUAAAUUUUGUCCUAUAUAGGACUGAUAUUAUUUUUUGGAUAGAUUACGUAGGCAUGGAUACCUUUACAAAGUUUUUUGGUCGAUUAAGUGCAGCAAAAAAUGCUAGUUUUGGUUAUUACGAGUACAUGUGGAGCGAUGAUGUCUUACGACCAACAAAUUUAAGCAUAUUUUUCAAACUUGUUAAUGCUUUUCGAGGACACAAAAAGCCGUUCUGUUCCGCAACUUCUAUCUCCAGGGGAUAUAUAAAAAAAUCAUCCAUGAAUUACAGUUUAGAAAAAGGAUUAAAACUUACCGUUGAUCUACCAAAUGAUCCGUCCAGGCUGCCUGAUAUUCGUAUAUCCAGUAUAGGAUUGGAAAUAAUCAAUGCGUUAAAGGUGCUUACGAGGCUUAAUUCCGGAGAUUCACAUCUGCUUUGUAUGUUAAAUAUUGUUUUAAAAGCAUGUCCUUUGCUUGUUACUACUCGAUUCGUUGACGGAUAUUGCAAAAGGAGAAUACUAUAUAUGGGCCCUUAUUUUCACACAAAUAAGUCCGUAAAAGCCCGGCUUUUUUCAUCACGAAUCACUACAGAAAAAAGCCUUAGGGUGAUGACAGCACAAAACUUUAUUCCAUCCAACGAAACUUUAAAAACUCUUGACCAUCAUCUUCCGAAUAUAAAGUACGUGGCAUUUAUACAUAUUCCGCUCCGGCAUAAAAAGAGAGUGGUGAAUUUGCUGCAUUUCAGGAAUUUAAGGACCUUUUUCUUGGAUCUGGGACCUCACCGUAAAAUUGAAGUAAAGUAUGCGUAUAUCUGUUUGCAUUUUAAUGAUGGCGAAAUUCUGUAUUUUUGUUAUAAAGAGGAGCACCCGUUUAAAUUGACACUAACCAGCGAGGCAUAUAUAAAUCAAUGGCAUUGGCAAUCCUCAAAACCAAGUCUCAACAUUACUAUCAAAUGUCGCAAGAAGAUUAAGCUAGUCUUUGGCCGGUACAAUAUUGGCUCGAAUGGCGUUUAUAGCUCGGUAUUACUUGCAGAGUUUAGGCUGGGGAAACUCAUGAAUCAUAUUAGUUUAAAUUCACGAAUGUUUUGUCAUGACAUAUACCUCAAAUAAAUUGGUUUGUCUUACUGAUUUUUUUUCACC